AUGGAGUCGCUGGUCAGUGGCCUGGCGUUUCUGCAUCAUUGCGGCCCCGAGGACGAGGUCUUCCAGAUGCCUCCGCCUAGCUUCCCUGGAGAGCCGGUGACGAAGGAGUUUGUGGAAUGGCCGAACCCUUUGUAUCCCUGCAUCAUCGUGAAUAUCGGCUCCGGUGUUUCCGUGCUCCGAGUGGACCAGGGAACGGAAGACGGCGCCAGCCCCUUCUUCACUCGCCUGGGUGGCACUGCGACGGGCGGCGCUGCAUUUCUUGGGCUCGUGAGGCUCUUGACCUCUGCCAAGACUUUUCACGAGUGCCUGGCCCUGGCACAGAAGGGCGAUUCCAGGAAUGUCAACAAGCUGGUCAGCGACAUCUAUGGCGAGGAAGGCUGCAGUAGUCUCGGACUCGCAGCUGGCUUGAACGCGGCCCAUUUCGCCAAAGUUACGAUGAAGGACUUCGACAACCCCUGCUACAAUGAGGCGGACGUGGCGGCUGCGGUGCUGAACAUGGUCGUGUCUGCCAGUACCGUCAUCGCCCGCGCGUUCUCGCGCUCGGUGGCCAGUACCGCUGCCUCCUCCAAACCGGUGGAGACGAAAAGCACCGAAGAGGAGAAGGAGGACCCGCGAGACGGCCGUAUUCGAAGAUUCCACUCCACAG
Symbiodinium sp. CCMP2456 is the source of this 646-nucleotide messenger RNA. NCBI's taxonomy places the organism in Eukaryota, Dinophyceae, Suessiales, Symbiodiniaceae. The record is from the annotation of a GenBank genome assembly.